AUGCACUCAACCAUAUUUUUCAUCCUACCAUUAGUUUUAUCAACCAUAAUUCCAGCAAAUCUCGAUUUGAAAGCCAAAACAGUUGGUGCUGGUACACAAGCUGCAGAAACCAAACGAGAUGUACAAACUGCUCAAUCCAAUGAUGCAAACAACGUAUACCACAGCAAGCGUGAGUUUAAAUCGGUGGUGUUGGGUGAUGUGAAGAACAAAGUUGUUAGGGAUUCAAUCAAUGCAAAUGAGUUGAUAUAA
Molecule: messenger RNA, 249 nt
Organism: Lodderomyces parapsilosis
Lineage: Eukaryota; Fungi; Ascomycota; Pichiomycetes; Serinales; Debaryomycetaceae
Exons: 1
Coding region: 1-249 (82 amino acids)
Source: RefSeq, a predicted model, not a curated record